AUGGGUAGCAUGCAGGAACGUAUCACCACCACAACCAAGGGAUCCAUCACAUCUGUGCAAGCUAUUUACGUACCCGCCGAUGACUUGACUGAUCCUGCUCCUGCCACCACAUUCGCUCACUUGGACGCUACCACUGUGUUAUCUCGUGGUAUCGCUGAAUUGGCCAUCUAUCCAGCUGUCGAUCCUCUCGAUUCUACCUCCCGUAUUAUGGAUCCCAACAUCGUCGGACACAAGCACUACGAUAUUGCUCGAGGAGUGCAGAAGAUUCUUCAGGAUUACAAGUCUCUUCAAGAUAUCAUUGCUAUUCUUGGUAUGGAUGAGUUGUCUGAAGAUGACAAGCUGACUGUAUCCCGAGCCCGAAAGAUCCAACGUUUCCUUUCCCAACCAUUCCAAGUCGCUGAGGUGUUCACUGGUCACGCCGGAAAGUUCGUAUCUCUCGAGGAGACGAUCCGAGGAUUCGAGAUGAUUUUGAAAGGAGAGCUCGACCACCUUCCCGAGGUUGCUUUCUAUAUGCAAGGAGGAAUUGAUGAUGUGUUUGCUAAGGCAGAGGAGCUCGCUAAGCAACACAACACAUAG
Molecule: messenger RNA, 576 nt
Organism: Ostertagia ostertagi
Lineage: Eukaryota; Metazoa; Nematoda; Chromadorea; Rhabditida; Trichostrongylidae
Source: the annotation of a GenBank genome assembly